This is a messenger RNA of Punctularia strigosozonata HHB-11173 SS5, 1035 nucleotides long. RefSeq lists its product as uncharacterized. The transcript has 4 exons. Gene Ontology annotation, cellular component: endoplasmic reticulum membrane. Gene Ontology annotation, biological process: lipid storage; lipid droplet organization. Lineage: Eukaryota; Fungi; Basidiomycota; Agaricomycetes; Corticiales; Punctulariaceae. The record is from RefSeq and is a predicted model, not a curated record. Bases 1 to 1035 code for a protein of 344 amino acids.
AUGGACCAUAGCAAUGAAAAAUUUAAGGAUCGGAGGCGAGACGACCCCUUUCCUUCGCAAGGAGUCGUCGACAAAAUCAUCUGGCUUCUUGCGUUUCCACUAAGAUCGGCCUCGAAUGUCUUCCUCUACGCGCUCGGCGUACUACGCGGUCUAUCUCCCCAACUCAUUCCAAUCGCGAUCUGUGCGCUGUUUAUUCCCUUUCUGAUACUCACGUCGAUGGUUGCCGGGAUUCUCGUCUGGAAGAGUACUGCUGUUGGCUGGGAGAUGGCCGUAUAUCUGAACUACGGUGAUGGGGUUCCACCGUAUGCAGAAGUCCCUGUACCACUGAUGUCUCCUCGCCAAGCAUACGAUAUUUCCGUGCACUUGACUGUUCCAGGAACGGAAUCCAACUUCGCACUAGGGAACUUCAUGGCAACAUUAACCCUAGUAUCUCGGUCCAAUGAGACCCUAACAAGGGUUCGGAAGCCGGCUAUAAUCUUACCUCCUGCGCCAAGUUUGUUAUGGAAACGUUCUCAAUCCCAACUAAUUGAUAUUACAAUUCCGCUACUGGACGCAUACUCCGCUUCUUCCCGUGGGAUUGUUGCUCGCAUAGAAGUUGGGCGAAAGGACGAAUGGAGAAGCGUCGGUGCUGGGCAAGGCCGCGAAGUCAGCGUUAUUUCCCUUUCAUUGCGCGGCGCUCUGCGACACAAGGGACUGCGUGGUCUGUUCUCUCGAUUCCCACUGCUGACUGCUAUUGCCUCGACUAUAUUCUUCAUUUCCAUCUCUUCCAUGGUCCUCGCGGUGUGCCUUGUACCCGUGGUGACGGGAGGGACUCUACGUGGGCUCGCUUCCGUCGCCCAGGAAGGCCCGGACACAGGCGACAAGAAGCCCGCGCUGCCUGGCACGUCACAGGCACAGUCGGUACAUAGACGCUCGAGAAGUGGCGAAAGGAUCAGGAAACGCAAGUCGGUUUCUGUAGGACGCAGCCGCAGUGCAGUCUAUGGCCGUCAGCUUGAACUGGUAUUAUCGUGUUGUGUGAUUCGCAUCCGGCGCUGA